Micropterus salmoides (largemouth bass) is the source of this 3476-nucleotide messenger RNA. RefSeq lists its product as uncharacterized. Gene Ontology annotation, molecular function: nucleic acid binding. Bases 38 to 2029 code for a protein of 663 amino acids. Lineage: Eukaryota; Metazoa; Chordata; Actinopteri; Centrarchiformes; Centrarchidae. The transcript is spliced from 2 exons. Gene Ontology annotation, biological process: DNA integration. The record is from RefSeq and is a predicted model, not a curated record.
GAGAUCUGAUCCUGCAAUCAAUGAGGUGAUCAUUCAAAUGGAGACUGGUCAAACUCCACCUUCCCGUCUUAAGGUUGAACUGCCUGAACUCCCGUUGCUGUUGCGUGAGCUCAACCGGCUGGAGCUACACAAUGGAGUGCUCUAUCGAAGGAGACAAGAUGGGCCCAAUAUCAUCUUUCAGCUAGUGCUUCCUGAGGAGCUAAGAUCAGUAGCACUAAAAAGCCUCCAUGAUGACAUGGGCCACAUGGGAGUUGAGCGGACUGUAGAUCUAGCCAGAGCCAGAUUUUAUUGGCCAAAGAUGUAUAUGGCUAUUGAAAAGAUGAUUGGAACUUGUGAGCGUUGUGUACGCAGGAAGUCUCCACCUGAGAGAGCCGCACCACUGAUGAAUAUAAAGACAAGUAGGCCUCUUGAAUUGGUGUGUAUGGAUUUCUUGUCCUUGGAACCAGACCGAUCCAACACAAAAGAUAUUUUGGUUAUCACGGAUCACUUCACUAAGUACGCUGUAGCUGUGCCAACACCCAACCAGCGAGCUCGCACCGUAGCAAAGAGUCUGUGGGAGAAUUUCAUAGGUCAUUAUGGCUUUCCAGAGCGACUACAUAGCGACCAAGGCCCCGACUUUGAGUCAAAGACUAUAAAAGAACUCUGUGAGCUCACUGGCACGAAGAAAGUGCGUACAACUCCAUACCAUCCGAGAGGAAAUCCGGUUGAGAGAUUCAAUCGCACUCUCCUCCAAAUGCUUGGUACACUAAGUCAUCAUGAAAAACAGCACUGGAAAGACUUUGUGAAACCUCUUGUCCAUGCGUACAAUUGUACGAAAAAUGAAGUGACAGGAUUCUCCCCCUAUGAAUUGAUGUUUGGGAGACAACCAAGGCUUCCAAUCGAUCUAGCCUUUGGGUUGCCCAUCAACACUGACAAGAAGUCACAUUCUCAAUAUGUCAGUGACUUGAGGUUUCGCUUGGAAGAGAGCUACAAGAUCGCUACUUCUAAUGCACAGAAGAAUGCAGAUCGCAAUAAAAUGCGAUUUGAUAAACGGGUCGUCAAUUCAACCCUGGAGGUGGGUGACAGAGUUCUUGUCCGCAAUGUCAAGUUGCGCGGAAAGCACAAACUAGCGAAUAAGUGGGAGGAUGAUGUGUACAUUGUUGUCAAGAAAGCUGGUGACUUACCGGUCUACACAGUUAAGCCUGAAAGCAAAGAUGGACCUGUGCGUACUGUACAUCGCGACCUGCUCCUUGCUUGUGGCUUUCUGCCAGCAACAACUCUGACGGACGAGCCUCCCAAACAACCAUCAGUCAUGAGACGGAGGACAAGACAGAGUCCCAUCAAUGAGGGUGAGGAGGAGGAGUUUUCUGACUCAGAGGAUAUGCCUGCUUGGAUAUCUGUUCAUCUUCCUACCCAAGAACCUGAUGUGUUAAUCACUGUUCAUGAGACUCACGAGUUGAGCAAUCCUUGUGAGACUACACAAUGUAAUGCACCUGAUGUGUUUCCUACUCCUGUACCAUCUGUGGUUAAAUCCCUUGCAGAGGACAGUGACAAAGAAUCCACACAGAACUUACCUGAACCUCCGGAGCCAGAGAUUCAAGAGCCAGAACUUGUCAACUUACCUGAACCUGUGAACUCACCUUGUGGAGAUAUCCCACCUGAACAUGACGAUUUACCUGAAUCUGACACCUUACCUGUUGAUGAUCCUCUGAACACAUGUCAGCAGCCACCUGAGUUGUCGUCUCACAUUAAUGAGGAAUUCCCUGUGUUGCCAGAAACAACAUCCCCGGAAGAGGAGGGAUCUGAAAUGGCAAGCACUGUAACUGAACAGCCUAAACCAGCAGAAGCACAGAGUGACGGACCCCAAGUUGCUCAAACCCCUCUUCGUCGCUCUCAUAGAACACAUGGAAAGCCUGAGAGAUUAAACUACACAAGAUUAGGUAGCCCUUUAUUGUUUGUGGCGAAUGCCCUCUUCCAAGGUCUGAGUGAGGCGUUUGCAAGUUCCCUUCAGGGAUUUGAUUACUCAGACAUACAGCCACAACCAUCUUAGGCACUAUAAACAAACUUGUGACUCCAUCGUCACCCUGCAUAUGCACAGGGACGUGCAUACCUUCAGAAGGGGAGGGUGUAACACAGAUGAAAUGAUCUAGGUUUAAAAAUAGGAAAAGCCUAUAAAAAUCUGAAUGAGUGAUUUUAUUUUUGAAAUGCAACUUUAGAGAUUAUCUAAGGAUUUUAAAGGGUUAAAAUUCAGUUACCAGGGCAAAAUAGACCGACAGGUUAGUUUGGCCAAUCGGCUGACAGCAGGUAGGCCCGCCCACCUGCUCCCGCGUCUCUGGGAGCGAGCGAAAGUUUUUUUUUCCCCGCUGCUGUGUGUGUGGAGAGACAGAAGUGCUGCUGUAGAGGGUGAAAACGGAGAAACCUGGAGAAAAUACAGCUAAAAAACGAACUACACUGAGGCUAACUUCAACACUACAAACGUGGUAGUUAACUGCUGUGAGAGUUUAGUUGUAAGUUCAGUGUUUAGAUAUAGCGCUUGAGACGACUACUAGCAGCGUCGGUAGCUUUGAUGUCCGUAGGAUUUCCCGCGACGCGCAGUCUUUGCUGAUUCAAGAGCGAGGUAAUUCAUUUAAAACUGCUUUUGUUCAUUCUUUAUCACCUUACUGUGAAAGCUAAUUUAUUUUGCACUGAGAGAAAGUACUGAAAGUCGCAUACGGUCUCGUAUGUUUCGGUUUUAGAAGACCUUGUGGCUUUACUGGGCGCCGCCAUUUUGGGUGUGUGUCCAGCCGCUCUGGUGAAAUCGGUCAGGUUUUUUUUGUGUGCGUGCUUCUUUUUCCAUUGUCUGGAUUGGAUCUGCGGAUGAAAAUUGAUGGCGAGCCUCCCUCUUGAAUGAUCGUGGGAGCCAUUCCCUCUUCAGGAUCACUGGACCUGUCCCGCUACUACUGCACUUUGCGGUGUGGUAGGCCCCACUACAACACAAAACCCCUUCACUCACCUUCACACUCCUUCCCCCACACACAUCCAUACACCAACCCUAUGGAACUCUGAACUCUGACUUACCUUCGACAAAUCCAUUUUUUGUUUGGACUUUGGACUCACUUAAACAAACUCACCUGUUCACACCUUGGGACUGAGAAUUUGGAGCUGAGUAGUAGGAAUCAUUCCUGCAAUUAAGGGUUACUGUUGUACUGUGUGAAUUCCAUUGGAUUGUAUUAUUGAACUGGAUCUGAACAAACUUGAAUGUGGUGUUAUUAACAGAAAUUCAGGUUAAAGGGUGCACCCGGGAAUUUAAUUAUAGAACUACUUCAAAGAGUGAAAUACUCACUUUAAAUUUGGAAAGCAAGCAUUUCAUGCUGAUGUCAUAGCCUGAUUGUGAUAUCAAUAAUUGCCUUAUUCAUUGCUUGUUUUAUUAUUGUACUUUUUCAUUUUUGGUACCAACAAAUAUUUUUAUUUUUAUACAUAUCUUCAAAUAUAAGAAGCCGGCAUUAUCCUACAUCUAA